Molecule: messenger RNA, 925 nt
Organism: Oncorhynchus masou masou (cherry salmon)
Lineage: Eukaryota; Metazoa; Chordata; Actinopteri; Salmoniformes; Salmonidae
Product: talin-1-like
Exons: 6
Coding region: 13-735 (240 amino acids)
Biological process (GO): platelet aggregation
Cellular component (GO): focal adhesion; plasma membrane
Molecular function (GO): integrin binding; actin filament binding
Source: RefSeq, a predicted model, not a curated record
UCAGCCCUGCAGAUGCUCUACACGGCCAAGGAGGCCGGAGGAAACCCCAAGGCGGCCCACACCCAGGAGGCUCUGGAGGAGUCCGUCCAGAUGAUGAAGGAGGCGGUAGACGACUUAGGCGCCACCCUGUCGGAGACGGCCAGCGCUGCGGGCGCCCUGGGCGGCAUGGUGGACUCCAUCACCGCCGCCAUCAACAAGAUGGAGGAGAGCCCUGCCGGCGAGCCCGAUGGCUCCUUUGUGGAUUACCAGACAACCAUGGUGAAGACUGCCAAAGCCAUCGCGUCACCGGUGACUAAGUCCAACACCAACCCAGAUGACUUGGGAGGUCUGGCCAGCGAGCUUACUAAUGAGUUUGGAGAGCUAGCCACCGAGGCCAAACACGCAGCCAUCACUGCAGAGAACGACGAGAUUGGUUCCUACAUCAAGAAGCAGGUUGGGGAGCUCGGCUUCAACUGUACUGGGCUGGUGACUAAGGCCGGAGCUCUGCAGUGUAGUCCCAACGACUCCUUCACCAAGAAGGAGCUGAUCGACAGCGCACGCAAGGUCUCCGAGAAGGUGUCUCAUGUGCUGGCGGCCCUUCAAGCUGGUAACCGUGGCACCCAGGCCUGCAUCACAGCAGCCAGUACCGUGUCGGGCAUCAUCGCCGACCUGGACACCACCAUCAUGUUCGCCACCGCCGGCACGCUCAACCGUGAGAACUCGAAACCUUCGCCGACCACAGAGAGCACAUCCUAAAGACAGCCAAGGCGCUGGUGGAGGACACCAAGCUGCUGGUCUCUGGUGCCGGGGCCAGCCAGGAGAGACUGGCCCAGGCUGCCCAGUCUUCCGUCAUCACCAUCACCAAACUGGCCGACGUGGUAAAACUGGGCGCCGCCAGCCUGGGCGCCGAGGACCCCGAGACACAGGUACAACUGUUAGAAGCAUG